AUGAAGCGUUUGGCCUUGGAUUUGGGAUUGGAAAAUGGGAACGGCUUUGUUAUAAUGUCUGACAAACAAAAGGGAUUAGUGAAGGCAGUUCAUACCCUCCUUCCAGAAGCUGAGCAUAGACAGUGUUGUCGCCAUAUCUACGAGAACUGGAGGAAAGGUGGAAAAGAUCUAAGGUUACAGAGGUUCUUCUGGUUCAUUGCAAGGAGCUACACUCCUGGUAUGUUCAACUACAACAUGGACGAGCUUAAGAACUAUGAUCCUGGCGCACAUGCAUCUCUGAUAAAGACAAAGCCAGAGACUUGGUCUAGAGCUUUCUUCAAGAUAGGCUCCUACUGCAAUGAUAAUCUGAACAACUUGUGUGAGUCCUUCAACAAGACCAUCAGGGAGCCUAGGAAGAAACCUCUGCUAGACAUGUUAGAGGAGAUAAGGCGCCAAUGUAUGACUAGGAACUACAAUAGGUCUAAGAUGGCUAAGGACAGGAAGACUAGGUUCACCCCGAAGACACAUAAAGAGUUAGACAGGGUUGAGAAGAAGUCAAAAGAAUGUAGUCUGCGUUGGGCAAUUGGGCCAGAGACUGAGGUGGAAGAUAGAGACCAGUCAUAUGUGGUGAAUUUGGAGAAUGAGACUUGUGCAUGUCGAAGCUGGCAAAUGAAUGGUAUUCCAUGCAUCCAUGCUGCUAAGGUCAUCCUUGGCGUGGGAAGAAAACUCUCUGAAUUUGUUGCUCCUUUCUACACAACCUCUAAGUGGCGUGAAACCUACAGUUUUGGGAUCAGACCUGUAAAUGGGAUGAUAGAGUGGCCUCGGACCAAUAGAUUAGGUGUGAUUCCACCACCUAAUCGAAAUGGCAAGCCUGGUAGGCCUAAAAACCAUGAUCGAAAGAAGGGAACCAAUGAGACAGUGUCUACUACCAAGCUGAGUCGUGCGAACAGGGUAAUGACAUGCUCUAAUUGCAAAGAAGAAGGGCACUACAAGAAUACAUGUCGGAAGGCUUUUGUUGAGAGCCCACCUAAGAAACCAAAAGGCAGACCAAAGAAAUAUCAGGGACUACACUUUGGCGAGUCACAAGCUCAAUCCUAA
Messenger RNA from Brassica napus (rape), 1077 nucleotides. RefSeq lists its product as uncharacterized. Bases 1 to 1077 code for a protein of 358 amino acids. The record is from RefSeq and is a predicted model, not a curated record. The transcript is spliced from 3 exons. Gene Ontology annotation, molecular function: nucleic acid binding; zinc ion binding. NCBI's taxonomy places the organism in Eukaryota, Viridiplantae, Streptophyta, Magnoliopsida, Brassicales, Brassicaceae.